This is a messenger RNA of Aspergillus versicolor CBS 583.65, 1176 nucleotides long. RefSeq names its product alpha-ketoglutarate-dependent dioxygenase AlkB family protein. NCBI's taxonomy places the organism in Eukaryota, Fungi, Ascomycota, Eurotiomycetes, Eurotiales, Aspergillaceae. The transcript has a single exon. Gene Ontology annotation, biological process: DNA repair. The record is from RefSeq and is a predicted model, not a curated record. Bases 38 to 1033 code for a protein of 331 amino acids.
CUGGUCAUUAGUGUGUAGUUUAUUUAAGUCUAUCGCCAUGGCAAAACGCACCAUUGACUUUUUUUACAAACGAGUCUCUCCUCCCCAGAGCAAGAAGCCGAAAACAGAAGAGACGCUGUCCUUCACCCACCACCCCAGCUAUCCGCAUCCCAUCGCAGCUCUACCCCCGUCCAUCGCCAACCCCCUCGCCAGUAUCAGGGACGUACAGCCCGGGAAAAUAACUAACCAGCCCCAUCUCGACCUCCUCUAUUUCCACCCACUUAUUCCAUCUCCAACUGCCCGCGACCUGUUCCAGUUCCUGCGCCGCGAGCUCCCGUUCUACAGAGUCCAAUACACAAUCCGUCGCGGGGGCCAACCCACCCAGAUCAACACUCCCCGCUUCACCACCGUCUUUGGGAUCGACGCAACAUCGCAGUUCAUUCCCCCAAAUAUAAAUACAAGUACAGAUACAGAUGCAACUGCACCCUCAAUCCCAGUCGACUCAAAAACCCACCACCCCAUCUCCCCUGCAAAAUACCAAUAUACCCCUCGCCCAAUUCCUCAAUGCCUCGACACCCUCCGCCACCAUGUCGAAGCCGCCGUCGGUGACGGUUCAACUUAUAAUUUCUGUCUAGUGAACUAUUACGCCUCAGGCGAUGACAGCAUCGCCUAUCACUCGGACGACGAGCGCUUCCUAGGCGCGAACCCGUCCAUCGCAUCCAUCUCGCUUGGCGCGCAGCGUGACUUUCUCAUGAGACAUAAACCGGCACAAACGGCUGGAGCUGGAGCUGGAGCUGGUAGUCAGCAGCCCGUGAAGUUUGGGCUGGGGUCAGGAGAUAUGGUUGUGAUGCGUGGGGAGACGCAGGCGAAUUGGCUGCAUAGUAUUCCGAAGCGGAAGGGGAGCGAGGCGCGGAUGGGGAGGAUUAAUAUUACAUUCCGCAAGGCGGUUGUAUCUGGGGGGACGGAUAAUUAUUAUACUUAUAAUGUUGGGAGGGGGCCUGUUUAUCGCUGGGAUGAACGGGAGGGGAAGAUGUGUCAAGCUGGUGGUACAUAGUGAUGUAUCACCGAGUACGAACAGCACCAAGCCGAGAUGUUUGAAGAGCAAACAACAACGAACAAUCCAGUCCCAAAUUAAGCCAAGCUGGGCCAAAUUAACCGCCAUAUCCCUCGGCAGAAUACAUUCCCUUGUACUUAUUC